AUGAGUUAUAUGUUAAUAAGGAAAAAAAACGACAUAAAAAAAGAUUAUGGUUUGAAGUCAGCUUCACUCUCUGCUAAGUUCCGAAUAAUAAGUUCUCUCUGCUGUGAAUCACAGCCACCACGUACUGCUGCUCUUAGGGUUUUCUGUAGUGUAAAGGAGAGGGUGAAAAAGAUAAUAGCUGAGCAACUGGGUGUGAAAGAAUCCGAGAUAGUUAACUAUGCAAGCUUUGUGGAAGAUCUUGGAUCUGAUUCUCUUGAUUUGGUUAACCUUGUUAUGGGUCUGGAGGAGGAAUUUGAAAUUGAGAUGCCAGAUGAAGAAGCAGAAAAAAUCACAACCGUAGAGGCAGCAGUUGAUUAUGUUACCAGCAAUCUAGCAUGA
Molecule: messenger RNA, 378 nt
Organism: Humulus lupulus (European hop)
Lineage: Eukaryota; Viridiplantae; Streptophyta; Magnoliopsida; Rosales; Cannabaceae
Exons: 4
Coding region: 1-378 (125 amino acids)
Biological process (GO): fatty acid biosynthetic process; lipid A biosynthetic process
Cellular component (GO): cytosol
Molecular function (GO): acyl binding; acyl carrier activity
Source: RefSeq, a predicted model, not a curated record